Rhodotorula toruloides NP11 is the source of this 771-nucleotide messenger RNA. Its product is annotated as DUF1264 domain protein. The transcript is spliced from 6 exons. NCBI's taxonomy places the organism in Eukaryota, Fungi, Basidiomycota, Microbotryomycetes, Sporidiobolales, Sporidiobolaceae. The coding region runs from base 1 to 771 and encodes 256 amino acids. The record is from RefSeq and is a predicted model, not a curated record.
AUGAGCGGACCUACAGACGAGUACAUCGCGCAGAGUGGGAUGCUUAGCUUCGCACCCGUCAACGCAAUACACCAACACGUCCAAGCCUUCCACUCGUACGCCGACUCGCGCGGCAACCUCGUCCCAGCACACCACUAUUGCGCCUGUCCGAAGCACACGGGCGAAAAGGCGCUCAUGAGGCAGUGUGUGAUCUACGACUCGGACAAGGCUGAUGCGAGGUUGAUAGGGGUUGAGUAUAUCGUUGCGGAGGAGAUCUUCAAGACACUGCCCGAGGACGAGAAGAAGUACUGGCAUUCGCACAAAUACGAGGUCGAGAGCGGCCAGCUCGUGCUCAAGACGAAGAACUGGGUUCCAGGGAUGGUCGAAGACGCCGCAGAACAAGCCGAGAUGAAGCAGCUCCACACGACGUACGGCAAGACGAUCCACACCUGGGCGUUCGACCAACACCCCGACCUCCCUCUCGGGCCGCCGAGGUUGAUGAUGUCCUUCACAGGCGACGACCAGGUCGACCCUCAAGUCCUCGAGACGAGGGAUAAGGUCCUUGGCGUCUCGACGAGCCACAAGCGCGAAGUGAGGAGCAAGUAUCUCGAUACGAGUUAUGAGCCGGUCAAAGGGGCGGACCAGUGGGAGCAUACGAAGGAUGAGGGAUUGGCGUUCGAGGCGAAGGUCGUCAAGAUGGAGCAGCCGAAGCAGGGGACAGGCAGGGUGGCGACCUGGAAGGGGAAACAGAGACUUGAGGACGUGCUCAGCUCAGGAGUCAAGCCGCAAUGA